AUGACUACAAUGCGAGGACGAAUGCGAAAGGAGAUUGCUAUGUUAGCAAGUGACCCGCCCUUUGGUGUCAGUGCGUGGCCCAAGGACGAGAAGAUCGACCACCUCGAAGCGCAAAUUAUGGGCCCAGACGGAUCGCCGUACGAGAAGGGCGUAUUCCAGUUGGAGAUUGACAUUCCGGAACGAUAUCCUUUCGAGCCGCCAAAAGUACGCUUUGUGACGCCAAUCUAUCAUCCGAACAUUGACGACGCCGGCCGAAUCUGUCUUGAUACGCUCAAAAUGCAGCCCACGGGUUCUUGGUUGCCGUCAGUCAACAUCAGUACGCUGCUAACGACGAUUCGCUUGCUGAUGGCGGAACCCAAUGCAGAUGACGGCUUGAUGCCGGAAAUUGCUGACAUAUUCAAGAACAACCGCAAAAUGUUCAACAAGAAAGCAACGGAGUUGACUGUGCUGCACGCUCGCACUAGACGAGUCCACCAACCAAAACCCUCACUCGAUGCAACUUCUUAUCCAUCUGAAGGUGGCAACUUGGUAGAUGAUGAAGUGGACCUUGCGACCCAGGAUACGCAGGUAGCAGACAUUUUGUUCCAGACCAGAGAGUCAGUAUCUUCAAUCGAUUCGCUUAGUGACGGCGCUUCAUCUAGUGAAGGAGAGGCUGACUUAUCGACAGCUGAUGAAGGCAUCGACGACAAGAAAGAAGACGCCAAACUGCCCACAAAACGAAGACGUCACGAGUAG
Peronospora belbahrii is the source of this 735-nucleotide messenger RNA. Lineage: Eukaryota; Oomycota; Peronosporomycetes; Peronosporales; Peronosporaceae. The record is from the annotation of a GenBank genome assembly.